CAGUCAGCUGUUGGAGUAAAACGUAAACAAAGUGAGUUCUCAGGGCUUUUUCCUGGGGAUUUUUUUUUCACGUGGAUUUUAGCAAUGAAUUCCGAAGAUGAUAGUAUAAUUUGUAGUGAUACGGCUAAACCUAGGAAAAUAAAGCCACAGAAUAUUGUGAAUCGACUAAUUGAGCGGGAAACGUGGGGUUUUCGGAGGCCCGGGAGCAAUAUUUACAAUGUCAAGAGAUUCUAUCAGAAUAUCUUCCCGAAUUUAACUGUUGUGAAUGUUGAGAAACCUGCAUGCUUUCUCAGGAAGUUCACACCAGAUGGGAAAUACCUGAUAGCCUUCUCCUUUGACCAGACAUCGCUGGAAAUCUACAAGUAUCAGGGUGUAACUUCAGCACUGGCCCUAACUUACUCCUGGGAAUCGGAUAUUAUUCCGAAUUCAGAGUCUGGAGUGCCCAAUCUCGUGCGGCAUAUGAUCUUCGAUAAGCUGUUUAAGCUGAAGCAUGUGGUAAAUAUGACAUGUACUUACAAACAAUUGAACAGGGAAUGCAGUUUAUUCACGAAUGACGGGAGAUAUGUGAUUGUGGGAGCUGCAACGUUCAUCCCGGAGGAUCGACCGUAUUUCUACGAGAUGUACAGGAACAAUGAGUCCCUGACACCAACACAGAGGUGCCCACUUGAAGACUAUACCCUGUACGUUGUGGAUUUGCACAAUGGUUGCCUCUCGGACUACAGGGACUUCAAAGUGGACAAGAUCUUUCUGUCACACAAUCAGGGACUCUAUUUGUACAACAACACACUGGCUGUACUUUCGGUCCAGCACCAGCUGAUCCAUAUAUUUGAGGUGCAUCGCGGGAAGUUGCACAGAUUGCGAACAAUUGGGAGGUUCUGCUGUGGAGAACCUCCUCCCACGCGGCAGCUUUACACCGAACGGGCAGAGCCUCCGCCCUUCCGGGAAGUCGCAAUAAACACCCUCAAGCACCGUUUGCUGGUGUUUCUAUUCCGCCGUGCCAAGCACCUCCACGAUCACUUUGGAGACAAACUUGCUCUGCGGAAAUUCUACCAACAUUUCGAUCACUAUCGUCAGCUGCGAAUGUGGAAGAUGCAGCUCUUGGACGAUGAUCAUCUCUUGAUUAAAUAUUCAAGUGAAGAAGUUGUUACGCUUAAGCAUGCAGAACCCAGCAGUCAACCCUGUUUCUUUGUCAUUUACAACAUUUGGGAGACGAGAGUCCUAGCUGUCUAUGACAAUCACUCUGAGGAUCUCCUGUAUCUCUUUGAGAACUUCUGCGAUCACUUUCGCAAUGCCAAGGCCAACUCAGGUUUCCAGUACACAGCAUCUCCGUCCAAUAAUAUGUACGCCAGGCUCAUCCAGCAGCGAUUUCAGCAGACAAUUAUGAAUGCCAAGGGAGGCGGAAAGGUAGAAGCCACAAAGAGGAUUCUAGCACAGCUGCCCAUCAGUUCACAGAGCUUCAGCAGCUCGCCCUACCUCGAUCUCUCGCUGUACAGCUACGACGAUAAGCUGGUGUCUGUGAUGGAGAGACCCAAAGCCUGCACAGAGUAUCCCAUUAGAUUCUUCGCCAGAGAUUCGGGAUUGCUGAAGUUUAGGAUCUUCCCGGGGCUUCAGGGGAAGUAUUUGCAGCCGUCGUCGAGGCAUCUCGUGGCCUUCACCUUUCAUCCAACAGAUCCAUUCGCCAUCAGUGUCCAGCGCAUCAACACAGAUUACAUCGUCAAUUUUCACAUUCGUAGUGCCACUUAGAAGAUCAGAGACAAUAAAGAACUCGGGAAACCGGGAUGAUUUGCUGGGAAUU
Messenger RNA from Phlebotomus papatasi, 1795 nucleotides. RefSeq names its product DET1 homolog (gene abo). The coding region runs from base 85 to 1743 and encodes 552 amino acids. The record is from RefSeq and is a predicted model, not a curated record. Gene Ontology annotation, cellular component: nucleus; cullin-RING ubiquitin ligase complex. The transcript has a single exon. Gene Ontology annotation, molecular function: ubiquitin protein ligase binding; ubiquitin-like ligase-substrate adaptor activity. NCBI's taxonomy places the organism in Eukaryota, Metazoa, Arthropoda, Insecta, Diptera, Psychodidae. Gene Ontology annotation, biological process: positive regulation of proteasomal ubiquitin-dependent protein catabolic process; protein ubiquitination.